GUUUGCUAUCUGCAUGUACGUGCAUGAUCCUCAUCUGUAUCCUCGCGUGCUCCGCCUCUCCGUGAGCAAAUUUGUUUUUAAACGAAGGCUGUUAUAAAUCACAGAGGUGUUACAAACACGUGACAUCCACAAACACACAAUGACAGAUACUGCAAUAAUCGUCGACGUAACAUGAAUUUUCCGCUUUCCUCAGACGACAAAUGCGGCGCGCGCGCCACCUCUCAGGUUACCUACUGUACUGCGGUCAGCUGGGCGGUACUUAAACUACACGAGCUACAAAGUCACUCACCAGGGAACAAAGUUCGAAAUGAGCAAAAAAAACCUAGUAGAGAUCCAGUAAUCAGUAAUGGAUCCAGUUAAAGGAGACGAAUGCAUGAGCGAGCACGCGGCGAAUCUUCUGGGCUCCGGACAGCAGUCCAACCGGACACAUCAAAGCUCCAAAAGAAUGUCAAGAUACGUGAAAAUCCUCGUUGGGAUCCUUCUGCUCUGCCUGCUGGCUUUAAUUCUCACAAUCAUAUUUAUACUGAAACUUCACUGCGUUGAGAAAGUUAGCAGCUGUAAAGAUCGCUGUGUGUCCAAAAGUCGUGAUGCUAAAGCGGCGUGCUACUGCGACGCCGCAUGUGUGAGUGAAGGCACCUGCUGUGUGGAUUAUGAGGAAGUUUGUGUGGAGCCAACUCAACUCUGGACUUGUUCUAAAUUUCGUUGUGGUGAGGAGCGUCUGCCGAACAGCCUCUGCUCUUGCUCAGCUGACUGUGUGAACACGGGCGACUGCUGUUCCAACUACAAGAGCACGUGUGAAGGUGAAGAGACGUGGCUCGAUGAAGACUGUGAGGACAUCCGAGCUCCUCAAUGUCCCGCAGGAUUUUCCAAACCACCGCUUAUCCUGGUGUCUUUGGAUGGAUUCAGGGCGGGAUACAUGGACUCUUACAGCGGCUUACUACCUGUCAUCAACAAACUCAAGAAAUGUGGGACGUCUCCACCUUAUAUGCGACCUGCUUAUCCAACCAAGACCUUCCCAAACCAUUACACCAUUGUGACAGGUCUUUAUCCAGAAUCUCAUGGAAUUGUGGACAAUAAAAUGUAUGAUGUGACUCGCAAUGCCUCCUUCAGUUUGAGAGCGGACGAGAAAUUCAAUCCCUCAUGGUAUCAAGGUGAACCAAUUUGGCUCACAGCCAUGAAACAUAAGCUUAAAACCGCGACCUUCUUCUGGCCUGGAUCUGAUGUGCAAGUCAAUGGAAAAUACCCAGAUUUCUGGAUGAAGUAUGACAGGAGAAUUUCAUUCGAAAGCAGGGUGGCAAAGAUAUUUAAUUGGUUGCAUUUGCCUGAAGGACAGAGGCCGGACUUUUACACAGUAUACAUGGAAGAACCUGAUUCUUCUGGACAUAAGUUUGGACCAAUGAGUAGCGAGGUUAUUGAAGCUUUAUUGAAUGUUGAUAAAAUGAUUGGUCUGUUGAUGGAGGGUCUCAAACAGAGACAGCUGCACAGAUGUGUCAAUGUGAUUCUACUGUCUGAUCACGGCAUGGAGGAAGCGUCGUGUGAUAAAGCCGAGUACGUCUCCAAAUAUCUCACAAACAUUGAUGACAUCACCGUUAUCCAGGGCCCUGCGGCCCGGGUCCGUCCGAGACGUCUGCCUGAUGAAUUCUUCUCCUUCGAUUAUGAAGGUCUGGUGAAAAACCUCUCGUGUCAAAUAUCGAAUCAGCCAAUGAGACCGUAUCUGAAGGAGCACCUGCCCAAGCGCUUUCAUUUUGCCAAACACGUUCGUAUAGAGCGAGCUCAUCUGUACAUGCAGCCGCAGUGGCAGGCAGCGCUGAAACGCAGUGAAAUUAAAUACUGCACUGGGGGCUUCCAUGGAUCUGAUAAUGUUUUCAAGAACAUGCAGACUAUUUUCAUUGGAUAUGGACCGGCAAUGAACUAUAAGACAACUGUGGCUCCCUUUGAGAACAUUGAAGUUUAUAAUCUCCUAUGUGAUUUAUUAGGCAUUCCUCCCGCACCCAAUAACGGUACGCAUGGCAGUUUAAACCAUCUGCUGAAGAACCCCCGGCACCAGCCGGUGUACCCCGCAGAGCGUUCGGCUCCAGCGACGUGCACCCCUCCAGGGUCCGUCCUCGACCCCCGCGGCUGCACAUGUGACUCUCUCACCGAUGCCGAGGUGAGCCGUCUUGACCAGCGUCUCAUGGACACACAUUCCAGUUCUAAUGUGAAAGGUGUUCAUUUGCCGUUUGGUGUCCCGCGGGUUCUUCAGGAGCGUUCAGAUUACUGUAUCCUCCAGCACACCUCAUACAUCACAGCAUACAGCAGAAACUCUCUCAUGCCUCUCUGGGUCUCAUACUCGCUGAAUGCAACGGUCCGCGUGCAGUCGUCGGUGAACACAUGUGUGCGUGCUGAUGUACGUGUGCAGGCCAGCGCCAGACCGUCCUGUUCCUUCUAUAAGAACAAUUCAACGCUGACCUUUGGCCUUCUGCAUCCACCAAACUUGAGCCCCACGGGAACUGAGUCAGACUCUUUAAUUACGAGCAAUCUGGUGCCCAUGUUCCCUGCUUUCAGAGAUAUUUGGGAUCACUUUCACAAUCUUCUGCUGGUGAAUUUUUCACGAGAGCUGAACGGCGUCAAUGUCAUGAGUGGACCCAUAUUCGAUGUUGACUUCGAUGGGAUCUAUGACGUCAUGAACAAGGGAACAGCAAAUGGGCCUCCCGAGGUCCCUACACAUUUCUUUGUGAUUCUUACUAGUUGUAAGAACUCCAGUCUGCCUGUCGUCACAUGUGACGGUCCGCUGGAUGCUUCUGCUUUCAUUCUGCCACAUCGACCCGAUCACUUAGAAACAUGUCACAACGGCACUGACUUUUCAUGGGUCCAAGAUUGGGUUGGGUUUCACGCGGCGAGAAUCAGAGACGUGGAGCUUUUGACGGGCUUGAGCUUUUAUCACGACCGGAUUUCUGUUGUCGAAACUUUAGAGCUAAAGACACUGCUCAAAACCUUUUAGAGCCGUGUGAACCUUGAGCUCAUUUGAAUGUUUCUGCCGGCCAUGAACAGAACGGAUCAUUACAGCGAACUUCACCAGAAUCUCUUUCAUCUCCCAAAAUGGAAAAAUGUGGAAAACAUGUUACGCUCCUUCUUUAAGAUUUGGAUUGUCUCACGAGAUCUAUUUAUAAGUGGGGAAGUACCGGUUGGUAUAGAAAUAAUAAACAACACACACAUGUUAGUGAUUUGCGGUUGAUUGUGCUUUCAGCCAAUUCCAAAACUCCAGGCCAAGAAAUAAAUUGCAUCAGAUUUUUCCUGAAAACAACAGGAAAGCCACAUCCACCGCAGGAAUCACACUUCGGCUGUCAAUGCACAAUGCUUUUUGUUUGUUUUUGGUCCUACGAAGAAUCGAACCGAUACUCUCGACAGCAUGUGAAACGUCCGGACCAUUUCCUAAAUGAUUUAAGGAUGGUGGUAUUUUUGUUGCAUUACAGAAAUAAAAAGUCUGUCAUCAUUUGUUCACCGUUAUGUUAUUCAAAACCUGUAUCUGACUCUUCAGUGAAACACAGAAGAAGAUAUUUUGACAAAUGUCGCAGUGGUUUUGUGUUCAUACAAUGGAAGUCAAUGGGGUUCGAUGUUGUUUGGUUAUCAACGUUCUUCAAAAUAUCUUCUUUUGUGUUCUGAAGAAGUUUGAAAUGACACGAGGAUAAGUAAAUGGCAGAAUGUCACUUUCUCAGGUCAGUUUUGAUAUGAAGUUUUAUUCUUUAUUACAGUUUAAAGUUUGUCGUUUGUAUGAAGGGGUUUUCAUUGUUUGUCUUUUGGUUUAUAUUUUGGAGCAGUACUCUUGUGGACCAUAUAAUGAUCAAAAAUGAUGACAUAUUUCACAGUUGUGUUGUUUGUGUUGCUUGUUACCUUGAAGUAUCACUGUUAGCAGGAUAACUAUGAAUGGUUUGUUGUCCAUUUAUUUGUGUGUGUCAAAAAAUUAAAUAAACAAUGUUUCUUA
This is a messenger RNA of Triplophysa rosa, 3961 nucleotides long. It is a transcript of the gene enpp1, whose product is annotated as ectonucleotide pyrophosphatase/phosphodiesterase 1. Gene Ontology annotation, biological process: negative regulation of fat cell differentiation; inorganic diphosphate transport; ATP metabolic process. The record is from RefSeq and is a predicted model, not a curated record. Gene Ontology annotation, cellular component: cell surface. Gene Ontology annotation, molecular function: nucleic acid binding; metal ion binding; phosphodiesterase I activity. NCBI's taxonomy places the organism in Eukaryota, Metazoa, Chordata, Actinopteri, Cypriniformes, Nemacheilidae. The coding region runs from base 347 to 2980 and encodes 877 amino acids. The transcript has 25 exons.